UAUCCGACAUGGUAACAAUACAACCAAAAACGUUAACACUUAAAACACAAACUUGUUUAGGGGCCACUCUUUGGGGCGCCAUUCUCUUUUUCCUUUCAAAAAGCAAAGCUACUAUCUUUCCUUUUCUAUUCUCUCUCUCUCUCUCUCUCUCCUUCUCUCUCUUUCUCAUUGUUACCCUGUUGGUGGAUAGCAAAACUUCAGCAACCCCUUUGCAUCUGAUCUCAGAAUCCAAACUCAAGUACCAAUUUUUUGUCAUUUCAUGAUCUAGGUGGUAGAUCGUGAAAAUGACGAGGAUGACCCGUGAUUUUGGGGAUACGAUGAAGAAAGAUGCAGUGCCUGCAGUGUCGGCCGAUGUAAUAUUUGCUUCUCUUCGGUUUCCUAAUUACAAAAUAGGGGUUAAUAAUCAGAUCAUGGAGACAAAGGGUGAUCCAAAAGUGCUAUCUAUGAAGGAGGUUGUUGCACGUGAGACUGCACAGCUGUUGGAACAGCAGAAACGAAUGUCUGUUCGGGAUCUUGCCAGUAAAUUUGAGAAGGGUUUGGCAGCUGCUGCAAAGUUGUCUGAAGAGGCUAGACUCAGAGAAGCAGCUUCACUGGAAAAACAUGUUCUUUUGAAGAAGCUUCGAGAUGCAUUGCAAUCCUUAAAAGGGAGAGUGGCAGGAAGAAACAAGGAAGAUGUAGCAGAGGCUAUUGCUAUGGUUGAAGCUCUAGCAGUUCAGUUGACUCAAAGGGAAGGAGAACUAAUCCAAGAGAAGGUUGAGGUGAAGAAGCUAACAAAUUUUCUUAAACAGGCUUCUGAAGAUGCUAAGAAACUUGUGAAUGAGGAAAGAGCUUUUGCUCGUUUUGAAAUAGAAAAUGCCAGAGCAGCAGUUCAGAGAGUUGAGGAGGCACUUCAGGAGCAUGAGAGAAUGUCUGAAGCUUCAGGGAAGCAGGACCUGGAUCAAUUAAUGAAAGAGGUUCAAGAGGCACGGAGAAUCAAAAUGCUGCAUCAGCCAAGCAAGGUUAUGGAUAUGGAACAUGAGCUUCGAGCAUUAAGGGCUCAACUUGCCGAGAAGUCUAGACUUUAUCUUCGUCUACAGAAGGAGUUAUCAAGGACAAAGAAAGGAGAAGAAAAUGUUCCCCAUUUAUAUGAAUUAGAAGGAUCAGAAACGCUAGGUUCAUAUUUGCAGAUUCAACCUUGCUCUGAUAAUACCCCUGAACUUUCAAAGUGUUCCAUUCAGUGGUAUCGUGUAGCAACUGAAGGAGCCAAAAAGGAACUUAUUUCAGGUAUCAAUUCAUAGGGUUUUGCAUUUUAAAUGAUAAUGU
Molecule: messenger RNA, 1302 nt
Organism: Vigna umbellata (rice bean)
Lineage: Eukaryota; Viridiplantae; Streptophyta; Magnoliopsida; Fabales; Fabaceae
Source: RefSeq, a predicted model, not a curated record